UGAUAAAAACUAAGUCACAUGCUCUCGAGGAGCAGUUGGCAAGCAACUAACGCCAUGGCGAAUCAAGUACCAAGCAACUCGGUCUGGUCGGCAAUGUCCUACCAGCCGCCUCGUGGUGGAUGCAACUACAAGACCUCCAUACUCUCGAGUUGCCCUUGUCUCCGGUUCAUGCUGCACCCAGUCAAGGCAGCCACAAGCUUCGACUGCGACGGUUGCGGCCAUCACGCCUCAUUUCACUCCCUCGAAAAUGUCGCUGAAGAUGCUAUCCUAAAGAAGUGGACCACUGAGCAAGGAUCCGCGAGGGGCGAUGUUACAGCAUCAGAUGGCUCCAAAAAGCGACGCCGCAUCGCCGAGAAACCGAACGACGAUGUCCAGAUUCUGGAAUUGAGCGACGACGUGUUUCCCAAGACCACACCGAAGCCAGGACGCGCGCGACCUUCUCGCAAAGACCCAAGUACCACUGGAUGAUCGAGCUCAUGCCAGUGACCACUUGUGAUCGAAAAUCAAUUUCGUUCAGCUUGCGCGGAGCUAGACUUUUACGUGCUUCAUCCUGUGUCAAACAGCUAAGCUGCUGCAUUUGACACCCGAAGCAUGGUGCCGCUAAGCGCGACUCGCCCAAAGCCCCACUGGCAGUAAUGGAAGCCACCGCGACUAUAGACACUGGCAGGCGAGUCGGACUUUCUUGUUUAUGACACGCGCAUUACGACGCCCAUCCAGCGACACUUCUUUGCGUGGUUUAGGUCACAAGGAUGCCAUACUCCUACGCGCAACAUUUGGGCAGCACACUUCCCAUACAAGUGGCUGGUACUACAGUAGCCUCCUAGGCCACCAGACUCCUCGCAUCCAGCGGAGCAGCUUGUCAGCGGAAGGCUGAGAGUUGCAGUGAAUCCUGCUCAAAGCAGGCUCGUGCAAGACUUACGCCGUGGGUACCACAUCCAGUGGCACGUACGAUUCAGCAGCUAUCAUA
Cercospora beticola is the source of this 967-nucleotide messenger RNA. RefSeq lists its product as uncharacterized. NCBI's taxonomy places the organism in Eukaryota, Fungi, Ascomycota, Dothideomycetes, Mycosphaerellales, Mycosphaerellaceae. The record is from RefSeq and is a predicted model, not a curated record.